Messenger RNA from Pelecanus crispus (Dalmatian pelican), 1047 nucleotides. The record is from RefSeq and is a predicted model, not a curated record. Lineage: Eukaryota; Metazoa; Chordata; Aves; Pelecaniformes; Pelecanidae.
ACUACUUCCUUCUGGUUUUCUCUUCUAGAAGCAGUGCCAAGUUCAUAGCACCAUUGGGAUGCUUGGUCUCCAGGCAAAAGCACACUCUUCCUGACUUGCCAUAUGACUAUGGAGCUCUGGAACCUCAUAUUAAUGCAGAGAUCAUGCAGCUGCACCAUAGCAAACAUCACGCCACCUACGUGAACAACCUGAAUGUUGCGGAGGACAAAUACAAAGAGGCACUGGCAAAAGGUGAUGUUACAACUCAAGUGUCGCUUCAGCCUGCACUGAAGUUCAAUGGUGGGGGUCAUAUCAAUCACACCAUCUUCUGGACAAACCUUUCACCUAAUGGAGGAGGAGAGCCUAAAGGAGAAUUGAUGGAAGCCAUCAAGCGUGACUUUGGUUCCUUCGCAAACUUCAAGGAGAAGCUGACAACCGUAUCAGUUGGUGUUCAAGGAUCAGGCUGGGGGUGGCUUGGCUAUAACAAAGAGCAGGGGCGCCUACAAAUAGCAGCUUGUGCAAAUCAAGACCCUUUGCAAGGAACAACAGGUCUCAUUCCUUUGCUAGGAAUCGAUGUAUGGGAACAUGCUUAUUAUCUGCAGUAUAAAAAUGUUCGACCUGAUUAUUUGAAAGCCAUCUGGAAUGUGAUCAACUGGGAGAAUGUGUCUUCAAGAUAUGCAACUUGCAAGAAGUAGAGUGGCAUUCUUGCACAGACUACUAAAAUGUCACCACUUCUACUCUGAUACCACUCUUGUAGUAGUGCCUGUGGCUUACAAAUGAAUUGCUCUACUGCAGAAAGCACUUAGCUCAUCCAACAAAAGCAUUUCAUGAUCAAGCAAAGUGUCUGCCUGUUUAAUUCUGUGAGAGCUAUUUACUUAGACUUUUGAAGCUUUAAACUGUUGUGCAAUAAAGGGAGACAAUAAUCUUUUCCAUUGCAUAUAGAAACAUAGAUCACCUUGCUGAAGCUUAUUGAGGUAAUGGAUUUCCUUGUUGCACUAAAAUACCUAAGUGGAAACAUGUACUUCAUGUUGCUGUAAACAAAUAAAACUCAAAAGAAUCUUCUGUAAC